AUGCCAGAUAUCAACAAGACUUGCCAGACACUGAGGACUUAUGGGAUAAAACUGAAUCCCGACAAGUGUCUGUUCGGCGUAAAGAGUGGUCACUUCUUAGGCUACAUCGUCACCGAGCGGGGCAUUGAAGUUAAUCUGAGCAAGGUCAAAGCUUUGCAAGACAUGCCACCACCUCGAAACUUGAAGGAAGCUCAACGGUUGAUCGAUCGGAUCAUGGCACUAUCCGGAUUUAUAUCCAAAUCAUUCGACUGGAGCCAGCCAUUCUUCAAGGUGCUUUGUCAAGCCACAAAAUUCCAUUGGGAUGCUGAGUGCGAUUGGGCAUUGGAAGAGCUCAAGGAAUAUCUAAAUUCCUUGCAUGCAGCUCAGCAUAUUGGAGGAAUUAAAGUUCUCAUCCACUCGGGCUCCCAGGUUGCUGCCCAGCAACUAUCCGGGACAUUCGAGAUAAGCAACGCUCGGCUAAGGCUCUAUGCAAAGGUGUUUGAGAAGAUGAACGCCAACUUCCAGGAGGUCAUUAUACAGAAGAUCCCCCUAUCGGAGAACCAGACGGUGGAUGAGUUAGCGAAACUAGCUAGUUCGCUGACACCGAUUGUUAUAGGUCAGCAGAUCGAGCAAGUCUUGCUUGUGAUGCAUAUCGACCGAAUGGAAGGAAUAACCUUCUCGAAUGACUGGAGGACAACUCUGACAGAGUUUUUGUGUUCGGGAGCUACACCUUCUGAUCCGGAAGAAGCCCGUUUAUUGAAGAAGAGGGUUAGGCGAUUUACCUUGAUCGGGGAUCAACUUUACAAGAGAGCCUUCUCCAGGCCCCUUCUCAAGUGCGUCAGAUCAGAGGACACCGAGUACAUCCUGUGGGAGAGGCUCAGAGAGUUGUGCGAGGGCUAUGACAUCCAACAAGCCUUCACCUCUAUAGCUCACCCCCAGGGCAACGGGCAAUCCAAAGUCACCAAUCGGGAGAUCCUCAUAGUCUUACGUGCUCGACUCGACUACGUUGGAGGCAGCUGGGUCGAUGAACUCCCCAGCAUGUUAUGGGCCCUCUGCACGACCCCGAAGGAGGUGACCAGCGUAACACCCUUCCAUUUGGUAUACGGUGGAGAAGUAGUUGUCCUCGUAGAGGUCAGAGUAGAAUUCGAUCGGAUACAGCUCUACGACAAAGGAAACGAUGAAUGGAGGCUGAUGGAGCUCGACUUGGUUGGUAAUCUCGUCUGGAAGAAAGUGAAGCUGGUCGGUGACAUCACCAAGCUCGAAGCCCCAUGGACAGGGCCUUUCAAUGUCAUGCAGAAGCUCCAUUCGGGUGCUUAUUAUCUGGAGGAUGAAGAGGGAAGACAGCUCGAGAGGCCAUGGAGCAUAAAUCAUCUUCAACCUUACAGGGCUGGAUGA
Zingiber officinale is the source of this 1374-nucleotide messenger RNA. RefSeq lists its product as uncharacterized. Lineage: Eukaryota; Viridiplantae; Streptophyta; Magnoliopsida; Zingiberales; Zingiberaceae. The coding region runs from base 1 to 1374 and encodes 457 amino acids. Gene Ontology annotation, molecular function: nucleic acid binding; RNA-DNA hybrid ribonuclease activity. The transcript is spliced from 4 exons. The record is from RefSeq and is a predicted model, not a curated record.